GGCAAUCAACACCAAAAUCAUCGCUGGCCGCGUUGGGUGUUGGUGCUUCCAAGUACUUCUCUUGUUCGCUUUCUAUCUCCGCCGCAAAAGCGUCGCACACACACCAAAAGAAAACAUCUCUUCCCACGCACAUCAACGACAACAAAAUCCCCGAAAGUAAUAUCUCUCCCUCUCUGGUCAAGCUCUUCACCAUGCUGAAUGAAAGUACACUCCGGGAGUUCUACGCGCAUGUGUACCCCGUCGACCUCGUCACGCAGUGGCUCGCCUAUCGCUUCAACAGCGGUGGCGGCGGUGUGAGCAGCAGCAGCGCACGGCCCAGCUCCGCCACAGCGACGGCGCUCCUCGAUUCCGAAGGGGAAGAAUGCAAAGUAGUGCUCCCUCGCCGUGCCGGAGAAGACGAAGCCGCAGCGCUCAGCGAUGUCAACGACGGCUUUGAUGGCAAGGGGGCGGCCGCCGCGGAGGGUUACCUCGCGCGACGCGAGUUCUGUUUCACCCUGAUUGGGGACAUCUUCACCCGCUUCCGCAGCUACAAAAGCGCCGAGGAGCUGCGCGCGGAGUUGGUGCGGUCGUUCCCUGAAAAAAUCGAUGUGGGUGCCGUGUACAACAUCCGCCCCAACCAGAAGCAGGGCAUCGCUAACGUGUUCCCGGUGGAGCGCGAGUUGGUGUUCGAUAUUGAUAUGUCCGACUACGACAACGUGCGGUCCUGCUGCACCGGCAAGAGCAUUUGCAGCUACUGCUGGGCUUGGAUGUCCUGUGCGGCGCACGUCCUGCACACAAUGCUGCAGGACGACUUCGGCUUCAAGUACACCCUCCCUGUCUUCUCCGGCCGGCGCGGCAUUCACCUGUGGGUGUGCGACAAGCGCGCCCGGCAGCUGACAAAUGACGAGCGGAUGGCCCUAGUCGGGUACCUGACGGUGGUGGCUCCCAAGACACUGCGUAGCACCGUUGUGGCGGACUUGGCGAACCACCGCCUCAUCCACCCAAGCAUUCGCCACGUCCUGCGCACGCAGCUCGACCGUGCCUUCACGGCACUCUUCGUCACCUCGUCGGCGGAGAACCCAAAUAAUGUACUGCACAGUCCCAAGGCUGCGUUUAUCGUCCACGACGCGACCGUUGCGGUGUUGAAACUUGGUCGGCGAGAGGCGUUGAACCGAUUCCAGCAGCACGUGCACUUUCAAGAAGGGAACGUGUUGGACUGGAUUGCGUUUCUCCGCGCACUCGGCUCCGAGCAAGAGGCCACCGACGUGCUGCACGCCGUCCAGCUGCUGCUCAUGUACCCGCGACUCGACGAGCACGUCAGUACUCGCCGAGAUCACUUGUUGAAGUUGCCGUUCUGCGUGCACCCCGGCACCGGCUCGCUGUGCUGUCCGUUGGAGUGGGAUGCGGUCGACGGGUUUGAUCCGAAGUGUGAUGCCCCGCAGCUGCAGGAGAUGCUGAUGAGCCGCACCAUGGAUGCGAAAUGGAAAGCGCCGCUGGAGCGAAUGCUGAAGGAGAUGCGCACCGACGAGGAGGAGAACCCUUCGUAG
This is a messenger RNA of Leptomonas pyrrhocoris, 1526 nucleotides long. Its product is annotated as putative DNA primase small subunit. The transcript has a single exon. The coding region runs from base 192 to 1526 and encodes 444 amino acids. Gene Ontology annotation, cellular component: alpha DNA polymerase:primase complex. The record is from RefSeq and is a predicted model, not a curated record. Gene Ontology annotation, biological process: DNA replication, synthesis of primer. NCBI's taxonomy places the organism in Eukaryota, Euglenozoa, Kinetoplastea, Trypanosomatida, Trypanosomatidae.